UAAUGAGGUUUCUUUCUAAUAUUCAUAGCUUAAAAAUGUAAGUGCAAAUAUAAGCUAGCAAUGGGUUGUGAUAUCAGUAAGGGCUGUUUUAAAGAAAUAAAUAACACUAAACAAAACAGUUCAAUAUUAGAUCGCGUAAUUAGUCAAGCAUCAAGUCACGAUCAGUGUUUGCUGUACAAAUUUGCCAAUUAUAAAAAAGGUGGUGAAUUAAUUGAUGCUUACACUUCUGGGGGCCAAGCUAAAGUAGAACAAUUGAUUAAAGAACGAUUUGGCCAGUUAAUGUAUCAAAAUGGUAACGGACAAAUUAUAAACAGAGCCGAGUACCUCAGGUGGAUAUUUAGUGACUGUGAACAGGUAACUUUACCUAUUGAGGCAUCGUUAAAUCAUAAUGAUCCAUUAGCAAAAUGGGCAGACCACGAAGCAUGCUGGCAAAUGCAAUAUAGAGGAUCAUUGGGAGAAACCCUUGUACAUGUCCUUAUCAUUUGUGAUACUAAAAUCCACACUCGUUUAGCGCGUACUUUGAUUAAAUGUUUUCCUAAACUUGCAAUUGACGUUAUAGAAGGUGAAGAAUAUCUGGGGGCCAGCGCUUUGCACUUGGCUAUUGCUUAUGAUAAUAGUGAACUCGUCCAAGAUUUGGUAGAGGCAGGUGCUAAUGUUAAUCAAAGAGCAAUAGGAAGUUUCUUUUUGCCCCGUGAUCAGCAACGUGCAAAACCAGCUAGACAUACUGAUUAUGAAGGCUUAGCGUACCUUGGAGAAUAUCCACUUGCUUGGUCGGCAUGUUGCGCAAACGAAAGUGUCUAUAAUCUUUUGCUAGAUAACGGGGCUAAUCCGGAUUACCAGGAUACUUACGGCAACAUGGUUCUUCACAUGGUAGUAGUUUGUGAUAAAUUGGACAUGUUCGGUUAUGCUCUCAGGCAUCCUAAACUGCCAGCUAGCAAUGGAAUAACAAACUCCAGUGGACUCACUCCUCUGACGCUGGCCUGCAAGUUAGGUCGUGCAGAAGUUUUUCGGGAAAUGUUAGAGUUAUCAGCAAAAGAGUUCUGGAGAUAUAGCAACAUAACAUGCUCUGCGUAUACUUUGAAUGCUCUCGAUACUAUUUUACCUGAUGGACGGACAAAUUGGAAUUCUGCCCUUUUUAUUAUUCUCAAUGGAACAAAAGAGGAACAUCUUGAUAUGUUGGAUGGUGGUAUAAUACAGAGACUACUAGAAGAAAAGUGGAAAGCUUUCGCAAGGAACCAAUUUUUGAAACGUCUUUUAAUACUGCUAGUUCAUUUAUUGCUCUUAUCAUCCGCUGUGUAUCUAAGGCCUGAAGACUCGGACGAACCGCUUUUGCAAUGGCAAGACGAUUUUCAACUUUUUGUCAGAUACAGUUGUGAAAUUGGCACUGUCCUCGGUGUACUCAGUUAUGUCAUUCUUCAACAAGGCGACGAAAUAAAAAAUCAAGGAUUUUGGACAUUUCUUAAACAUCAAUCUAAUUCACCGGCAAAAGCGAUAUUUUUAGUGUCAAAUCUUCUAAUAUUGGCAUGCAUACCUUAUCGAAUUCUGGGCGAUAGAGAAACGGAAGAAGCGAUUCUGGCUUUCGCCGUUCCUGGAUCAUGGUUUCUGUUGAUGUUUUUUGCAGGUGCCGUUCGCUUAACCGGGCCUUUUGUAACAAUGAUUUACAGCAUGAUUACGGGAGAUAUGCUUACAUUUGGAAUCAUAUACACUAUUGUGCUUUUUGGAUUCUCUCAAUCCUUUUAUUUUCUUUACAAAGGAUUUCCUAAUACACAAAAUACUCUUUACCACAACUAUCCUUCCACGUGGAUGGCUUUGUUUCAAAUAACCAUGGGUAGUUACGAUUAUGGAGAACUGGCUAAAAUUGCGUAUCCUAAAUUAAGCAAGUCUGUGUUUGCUAUUUUUAUGGUUUUUGUGCCAAUACUUUUAUUAAAUAUGUUAAUUGCAAUGAUGGGUAACACUUAUGCACAUGUAAUAGAGCAGAGCGAAAAGGAGUGGAUGAAACAAUGGGCAAAAAUAGUAGUUACAUUAGAAAGGGCAAUUUCACAGUCUGAUGCUAAAAAUUACCUCGAUGAGUACAGCAUUUCACUUGGUGCGAGUGAAGAUCCCAGUACUGAACAACGCGGUGUAAUGGUUAUUAAAACCAAAAGUAAAACUAGAGCUAAACAAAGAAAAGGUGCUGUUGCGAACUGGAAGAGACUUGGUAAAGUGACUAUUAAUGCUCUCAAGAAAAAAGGUCUCACUGGGGAAGAAUUAAGAUGCAUAAUGUGGGGAAGAGAGUCAAUAAAUACACCCGUUAGAAAUCGAAAUCCCAAAAGUACAAUCAGAGGAUCUCAAGUUCCAAAUAUUACCGAGGCAUUUGGAGAAACCGUCUCGGCCGCACUGGACUUGACAAGUUUUGCACACAACAUUCAAUUCCGAAAAACUGACGAAAUAUGUGAAGCAAUAAUACGAGAACAUCAGGAUAAACCUAAAGAAAAAGAUAAUGGUGUAAAAGAAACACAAUUUGAAACAGCAGCAUCACAGCAAUUCGCAUCCACGUUACCUAGUACACCCAGUGAAAAGUCAAAUGUUUUCGAUCAAUUGACAGAUAAAAUUACACCUAAAGAAGAUGAUCCUGGGAAGAAACAAUUUUCACCUUUCGAGUUUAAGCCGGUAGCUCUGACGGAAUUUUAUGACGAUCCUCUACGGGAAUUGGUUCUCAAUUCUAGGAGUCAAGAGGCCGAAGAAAAAACCUUGAACACUCUGGCUAUUCAAGCUGCAAAUUUAUCUAAUGUCAACGAAUUAGCACUGUUAGAAAGCAAUAAGCAAAACGAGACAAAUAAUCUAAUCAAUCUAUUUUCAUUUUCGCCUUCACAGCCUCCUCCCCAAACAGAGAAAACUUUGGUCGAAUUAUAUUUAAAUAAAAGUUAUGAUCAUAUAGAAAAGCCGCUGCUUGGAUCAAUUUCUCGAUCAUUGAGAAGUAAAUCGGUUUACUGUAGAAAAAUGUGUAACAAAAUUCGUUCUGAAGAGAGUUCUUAUAAAUACGUACGUAAGAGUCUUGAAGAUGCCAUCAGUGAAAGUUCUCAACAAGAAUUGGAUUACAUCGAAAGACAGAUAAGACAAGUGAAUGGUCACUGCAAGCAAAACGAAGAAGGUCCUAUUGAAAGUGGCUUCUUACCCGAUGGACACAAACAAAAUAUCAUCAGAUUUUUUUAUUUUAGGGAGAAUGUCUCGGCGGUGCUGGAAAAAAUACCGGAAAUCCAGUCAGAGCAGUCUGUUGACCCUUUAGAAGCGUGGAGCGUAAAAGAAAUAACAAAUAUGAGUAAAAUAUUAUCCUGUAAAAAAGACAUCACGACCACAUUAGAUAAAUAAAGCAUCUUCCGUCAUGUAACCGUCAUAUCUAUAAAAAGAUAAAAUCUGUGACGGCCACAUUUUAUAUAUACACAUACAGUAAGAAGUAGAUCUUUUUCUACUAUAUAUAUUGUAGAUCUUCUUAUAUUAUAUAUGUAUGUAUUGUAUUAU
Messenger RNA from Agrilus planipennis (emerald ash borer), 3498 nucleotides. It is a transcript of the gene iav, whose product is annotated as transient receptor potential cation channel subfamily V member 1. Gene Ontology annotation, molecular function: calcium channel activity; protein binding. Bases 61 to 3348 code for a protein of 1095 amino acids. Gene Ontology annotation, cellular component: membrane. NCBI's taxonomy places the organism in Eukaryota, Metazoa, Arthropoda, Insecta, Coleoptera, Buprestidae. Gene Ontology annotation, biological process: calcium ion import across plasma membrane. The transcript is spliced from 19 exons. The record is from RefSeq and is a predicted model, not a curated record.